This is a messenger RNA of Daphnia magna, 688 nucleotides long. It is a transcript of the gene Trs33, whose product is annotated as trafficking protein particle complex subunit 6b. The record is from RefSeq and is a predicted model, not a curated record. The transcript has 4 exons. Gene Ontology annotation, cellular component: trans-Golgi network; cis-Golgi network; TRAPP complex. Lineage: Eukaryota; Metazoa; Arthropoda; Branchiopoda; Diplostraca; Daphniidae. Gene Ontology annotation, biological process: regulation of GTPase activity; endoplasmic reticulum to Golgi vesicle-mediated transport. The coding region runs from base 140 to 616 and encodes 158 amino acids.
CAUUUGUAGUCGUCUGCUAACAAACUGUUUACAUUAAAAAGCUGUUUUCGACGCGAAUAAGUUAGUCCAUUAUUUUAACCGAAUUAUUGGGUGUUCAAUUGUUUGUCUUGUACUGAGUUGAUUUUAUAUCGUGUUAAAAAUGGCUGAUGAUGCGUUGUUUGAUUUUCUACAUAUGGAAAUCGUCAGUCAUGUAACAAAAUCCGAUCCUGGUCUACUUCAAGAUGGAGAUGAAGCCAUGUCCAAAUUAGAACAAAUUGGUUAUUCCACUGGUUAUCGAUUCAUAGAAAGGCUAACCAAGGAUUUAUCAAGGUUCAAGGAUGAGUUAGAGGUGAUGAAAGCCAUUUGUAAGGACUUUUGGAGUGCCGUUUUUAAAAAGCAAGUUGACAACCUUAGAACUAAUCAUCAAGGAGUAUAUGUGCUCCAAGACAACAAGUUCAGGUUCCUUGCAUCAAUAUCUAACAGCAGGCAGUAUCUAGAGUUAGCACCAAAGUAUUUAGUUUUUACUUGUGGUUUGCUGAGAGGUGCUUUGGCUUCCUUAGGACUUACCUGCAUUGUAACUGCUGAAGUGACAACAAUGCCAGCUUGCAAGUUCCAAGUCCAUCUUCAAAGAGCUUAAUCAACUGAAUUGAUUUCACACUUCUUUUUUUUAUUUUUUAUCUUGUUUAAUAAAUCAUAUACACAACAAGAA